Messenger RNA from Amaranthus tricolor (Joseph's coat), 1312 nucleotides. Its product is annotated as myb-related protein 308-like. The transcript has 3 exons. The record is from RefSeq and is a predicted model, not a curated record. The coding region runs from base 251 to 1138 and encodes 295 amino acids. Lineage: Eukaryota; Viridiplantae; Streptophyta; Magnoliopsida; Caryophyllales; Amaranthaceae.
AUUUCUCUCUACCAACUUAGUCAAAAUUAAUCACAUUUUUUUAAAAAAAUAUUAUUAAUUUAUUUAAUUAACUUAUUUCCCCAACCACAAUAUCCCAUACCCAACAACAUUAUUAAUAGUAGAAUUCUUUAAAGCUUGCUAGCUUUAUAAUUCUCAUAAACCUAGCUAACAAUCUUUAGCUUUGUAAUUAUCUUGAUUAUUGUUAUUAAUUAAAAGCUAAAGAUUAAGAAUUAUUAAGGAAAUAAUUGAAAUGGGAAGAUCACCAUGUUGUGAGAAAGAACAUACAAAUAAAGGUGCAUGGACUAAAGAGGAAGAUGAACGUCUUAUUAAUUACAUCAAAGUUCAUGGUGAAGGUUGUUGGAGAUCUCUUCCUAAAGCUGCCGGUUUACAAAGAUGUGGAAAAAGUUGUAGAUUAAGAUGGAUAAACUACCUUAGACCAGAUCUCAAGAGAGGCAAUUUCACCGAAGAAGAAGAUGAACUUAUCAUCAACCUCCAUAGCUUGCUUGGCAACAAGUGGUCUUUAAUUGCUGCCAAAUUACCCGGAAGAACAGACAAUGAAAUUAAAAAUUAUUGGAACACUCACAUCAAAAGAAAGCUUAUUAGUCGUGGUAUAGACCCACAAACUCAUCGUCGACAAAAUUCAGCCAAUACGACUCCAAACACCGCCACCAAUACAAAUGCGUUAACAAAACUCAAUACAAACAAUUAUCACAAUAAAAAUACUAGCAACAACAAUAACACGUUUCAAUUGAUCAAUGUACGAGGUUCAACGUUACAUUUUGGGCAUGGAUCGAAUCUGGAGUACGACUUUACAACCACUGACAAGGGACAUGAAAAAUAUUAUUGCACUAGUAUUAUGCCUACUAUUAUUAGUAAAUCUUCCAAUAUUAUUAAUGAAGAUUCGAAUAAUAGUAGUAUUGUGACCAUUGAAGAAGGUUACAAAGAAAUUAAUCUUGAAUUAUCUAUCAGUCUUCCUAAUUAUUCUUCCAAGAUUUCAUCUAAUCAUGAGGUUAUGAAGAAUCAACAACAUUACAUGAUGAGAUACCAUGUUUUAGGGAGUGCUUGUUUGUGUUCUACUUUAGGGUUCCAAAAUAAAGAAAAUGAGUGUAAUUGUACUAUGCCUAUUAGUAUGAAUUAGCUAAUUCUUCAUGAAUUUAUUAUAAGUCUAGCUACAUUGAUCAUUGGAAUGUCUUCUUUCUUUCUUUUGGAGCAAUUUACAAGCAGGGUCGGAGAAAAAAUACACCACUUUUAGAGACUUUGUUUAUUUAUGCAAAUGUCGCCGCCUAAAAACAUGUGAUCAAAACAAAAGUAA